Messenger RNA from Apus apus (common swift), 1422 nucleotides. It is a transcript of the gene FAM204A, whose product is annotated as family with sequence similarity 204 member A. The record is from RefSeq and is a predicted model, not a curated record. Lineage: Eukaryota; Metazoa; Chordata; Aves; Apodiformes; Apodidae. The transcript is spliced from 8 exons. Bases 260 to 988 code for a protein of 242 amino acids.
CCCGGCCGAGCUCCCCGUGCCCGGCCUGCGCUGCCCCGGGAGGCCGCGGCGUCACCGGAGCGCUGCGGCAGCGCCUGCAGCUGAGCGGCGAGACGCUGUUGGAAAUCUGGCAAAAAAAACCACAACAACACCCCAAACUUCGAAGAAUAAGGAAGGAAAAAAAAAAAAAGGAGCGAAUAGCUUCAACCUGGGUGUUUUAAAUCCUCCGCCUGUCUCUGAAAUAUGGCUUGAAGUGUCGUGGGCUCGUUUAAACGGGAGGAUGUGGAGUGGACUGUUACCUCCAGGGCUGAAUGAAAGUGAUGUGGACUUGAGUUCUGAUGAGGGAGACGAAUCGCAUGGUUCCCUUUCCAAGGAAGGUGCAAAAGAAGAUGCUGAAGGAGUUCAGCUGUCUGAAUUCCAGGAGGACAGACCUGAAAGUGAUGCCAUCAGUGAACCCGUGGUGGUAUCGGUGACAGAUGGAGAAAAUGAGCCUCCAACGUGCCCUCCUGGAAUUUCUUUAAAUACGUGGAAUAAAUUUGUGGAGCUUCAGAAGAAAAACCGUGAAAUGAAAACCCAAGUGAAUCAGGAAAACAAAAGCAGAAAAAGGAAGCGCCGCAGAAAAGGAAAACAGAAAAAGAACGAUGAAGUGACUAAGAGUAGUCAACAGUUGGCAAAUGAAGAGAAAUGGAAAGAACUUACGCAGUACUUUGGGAUCAAUGACAGAUUUGAAUCACCUGUGGAUAGCAGAGCUCCACAAAAGUCUGGCCUUGAACUUAGCAUAGAGAAGUCUGUGGCUGAAGGUGACAUUGAUAAGGCUGAGGAGCUGAGUGACAGAUUAGCCAUUCGUGAGCUUGGUGUGAAAAUUGCCAAAGCUGCCGCUUGCCGCAACUUUGUAAAAGCCAAGCAAGAAGCAGAGGCUGCCCAAGAAGCUCGAAAGAAAAAGAAGCUUGCUUGGGGAUUUGAAGCCAAGAAAAGAUGGGAAACAAAAAGCAACAUGGGAUACAUGUAAUCCAUCCUGUUUUCCUCAGGAGUCAAAUAACCUGUUUUUAUUGAAGAAGCUCUGUGGGAGACUUCUUAAACCUAUACACACAAAAAACCACAACACAUCGAACUCCUUGUGUUUCUAGUGCUGUUAGACUGCAAUAUCUUGUUUUGGCACUGUCUCACAAUCCAGCAAAAUACUAUUUAAACAUCAAUGCUAUGUUAAAUAUAGGAUUUUUCUCAAAAAUAUGAAAAUCUAAUAUAAUGCAUUGUGGAAUGCUUUUGGUUGGAAUAAAACCCUUGCUCCAAGUGUGUUCCGUGGUGCAGUUACAAUGUGUGGGUAUAAGGUGAGGGAUAAGUUUUCCUGCUGAGGUUAUGCAGACUUAAUGCAAUAAUUACUGCUUUUCUGUUUGCUUAAAAGGGGGAGGUGUGCUCUAAAUAAAGAAAAGCAAAACCAUUCUA